Molecule: messenger RNA, 471 nt
Organism: Thermothelomyces thermophilus ATCC 42464
Lineage: Eukaryota; Fungi; Ascomycota; Sordariomycetes; Sordariales; Chaetomiaceae
Exons: 1
Coding region: 58-297 (79 amino acids)
Biological process (GO): ergosterol biosynthetic process; triterpenoid biosynthetic process
Cellular component (GO): lipid droplet
Molecular function (GO): lanosterol synthase activity
Source: RefSeq, a predicted model, not a curated record
CAAUAGGCAUGUGAAACAGGGGAAUACGUCGAGCACCCCACGGGCUCACAAGUAGUGAUGACGGCCUGGGCUCUGAUUGGCCUGAUGAAGGCCAACUACCCCGACAAGAAGCCCAUCAUGAAGGGCAUCAAGCUUCUCAUGGAGCGCCAGCAGCCUAACGGCGAGUGGCUGCAGGAGGCGAUCGAGGGCGUCUUCAACAAGAGCUGCAUGAUCUCGUACCCCAACUACAAGUUCACAUUCCCCAUGAAGGCCUUGGGUAUGUUUGCGCACAAGUACCCUGAUGAGACUGUCGUUUAGGCAGUGCUGGGAGAACCCGAGUCAGGAGUGGGCCGGAAGGGAUAUGUAAUGCUUAAUCUUGUAAUCAUUGUGUCUCGCCGAAUAUCAAUUCGUUUGUUUUUCUCGUUCGCUAAGCUAAUCCUUGUUUGGCAUCCUUCGCAUCACCGGGGUUUGUAUGUGUGCCAGCGGUAUUCC